Theileria equi strain WA is the source of this 609-nucleotide messenger RNA. RefSeq names its product signal peptide-containing protein. NCBI's taxonomy places the organism in Eukaryota, Apicomplexa, Aconoidasida, Piroplasmida, Theileriidae. The transcript has a single exon. The record is from RefSeq and is a predicted model, not a curated record. Bases 1 to 609 code for a protein of 202 amino acids.
AUGGAGAUUAAAAGAGUAAAUGGAGCCCGUUUUGGUCUGACCAAGAGAUUGAAUAUUGUCAUAUUACUUGCCAUUGUCUGGUCAAUUGGCAGUAUUUCAGCUGUUCCAUUCAACCGAGGUUAUUCUAAUGAAGGUUUUGCGACCCAUCCCGUGGAAGACAACGACGAUGAUGACGAUGAUGAUGUCUCACCAUUGGAGUAUAGCGGCGGCGAUGUGACUGGUCAAGAUGAUUCAUUUCUUCAAACUUAUCAAGAUGAAGAUGAUUACCAAGAUUAUGAAGAUAUUUUUGAACAUGGCCCCGAUGAUGGAGACCACAAGGAUAGCAUGAUGGAGGUGGAGAAUGAUGAUGAAGACCAGAAACCAGGAGAGCUCAAGAGGUACCUUGACAGAAUUGGAGCCAUUGACAGAGCGAAACGGGCAUUCAAGAGCGGAAGGGAGCGUGUUGCUAGCAUCAAGAGGGCGAUUCCGGAAGGUUAUAGGAAUGUCAAGGGCAAAUUGGCUAGUGGAGCCAGGGGAAAGUAUGGCAAGAGAAUUGGAAAAUAUGUCAAGGACAAGGGUCAACGACUCCGAAGAGGCGUUGGCUCAGUAUAUAACAGACUACGGGAGUAA